AUGGACCGAUGGUCAGAGAAGAAAAACAAAGAAGAAAUCUGGAUGCACAGUCUAAAGUCAUUCCGCCCUGAUGAAAACAUUGCAUUAAAUAAGCCUGCCGGACAGCAGCAUCCAUAUGUUGGUCAGCCAUGGGGAGCGGAUAAAGCAGUGGAUGGGCGGUUUGAUAAUCGAGGUGCACUGGGAAAUCAAUGUACAAUAUCGGCCAAUGUUGCAGAAACUGCAACCUGGUGGGUUAAUCUAGGAGGAGUACUCAGUAUCCAUCAUAUAACUAUCUACUACAGGACAGACAAUUUACCCUGGGGCAUAACCAAUGGAUAUACAGAAAGAUUUCUUGGUUUCUCCGUUUACAUAUCGAACACAACUAACAAAGAUGAUGGAAUGCUGUGUUUUAAGGAUACGAUGUACACCAAAGCAACAAUACCAAAUGUAACUACUAUAGAAUGUAUAAAGCAUGGAAGAUACGCCAUCUAUUACAAUGAGAGACUCCCAUCAGCUGACUACCCAGAUGGAUAUUCCCCGACCGCAUUCAAUGAACUUUGCGAAUUUGAAGUUUAUGGAUGCCCUACUUCGGAUGUUUAUGGAGAAAAUUGUGAUUUACCCUGUCCACAGAAUUGUCAGGAGGGACAUUGUAACAUUGUGGUUGGGAGUUGUCUUGGAUGUGUUGCCGGAUACAAAGGACCACGAUGUGAACAACAAUGUGAUAAUAAUAGAUAUGGCCUUGAGUGUAUCCUGACCUGUGGUAACUGUAGCAACAGAGUACAAUGUAAUCAUGUGAACGGAAGUUGUCCAAAUGGAUGUGACGCUGGAGCCAAAGGAGAUAAAUGUGACCAAGAAUGUCCUCCUGGUGAACAUGGAAAGAAUUGUGCCGAACAAUGUAAGCCAAACUGUAGAAGUUGUAACAGAUUCACUGGUGUUUGUGAGUCUGGUUGUUUUCCUGGAUGGAAGGGGACCUUCUGUGAAAAUGAAUGUGAUGGAGAGAUGUACGGUGAAAAUUGUAAUACCUCAUGUGGCUCAUGUUUGAAUUUGGAACAAUGUCACCAUAUUAACGGAACAUGUUUAAAAGGGUGUGACAGAGGAUUUCAAGGAGAGAAAUGCACUGAAGAAUGCCCUGAAGGGCUAUAUGGCUACAACUGCCAGGAUACAUGUAACAUCAACUGUGGAGUUCCUAGUAGAUGUAACAAAGUAACGGGGCAAUGCGAUGGUGGGUGUCAGGCAGGAUGGAAAGGCACGAAAUGUGACCAGAAAUGUAAUGGUGGCAAGUUUGGAAUAAAUUGUGCUCAGUCAUGUGGUGUUUGCUAUGAAAAGGAACAAUGUCAUCACAUAAACGGGACAUGCAUGAAUGGAUGCGAUAAAGGUUAUCAAGGAGACAAUUGUACAGAAGGGUGCCCGUGGAAAUUUUACGGAUACGGGUGUAACGAAACAUGCAGCACAGAGUGUUCUAAUCGAACAUGUGACGCCAAGUCAGGGGAAUGUACGCUGGUAAGUAGGAUUGAGUUUGAGCAUCCACCCGCCACCAACACUGUCCCUAUCAUUGGAGGAGUCGUGGCUGCCAUUAUUGUGAGCCUGGCAGUUGUCUUAUUUGUUGUUUUGUUCAGGAGACAUAGGAGGAAUAAACAUGAAAACGACUCACCUCGCCAUGAAAGACGUCAACAACAACGAGAGAGAGAGGAAAAUGUAUACUUAAACAACGAGUCAAAUAAUCAGACCUUCAGUAACAUAUACGAAAAUAUGGAGACAAAAACAAAAUCUGUUCCAAAGUCAGAAAAGCAAGAUACUACAGUGAAAAUCCCAAAUGGAAAGAAAUACGAGGACAGGGAUUACGACACAGAUGACGAAGGCAUCGAGAAUCCCUAUGGUGAUAUGUAUAUAAAUGAGGAAACCAUACCGGAUAUUCCGGUUAAUCAACUCGAAAACAUCAUUGCAGAGAAAAGAAAAGAUGAGGAGGAAGGAUUUAAAAGAGAAUAUGCCAUGUUGCCACAUGGAGAACAACACAAGUGUGAUGCUGGCAAAUUGCCAGAAAACGUACCGAGAAACAGAUUCAAAACAACGUUCCCCUACGAUCAUUCAAGAGUUGUUUUAAAAGACAACAAUGGAAACUCAGACUACAUUAACGCUAAUUUUAUAAACGGAACGGAUUCAGAGCGGGAAUAUAUUGCAUCGCAAGGUCCAAAGCAAAACACAUUGAACGACUUUUGGAUGAUGAUGUGGCAAGAAAAUGUGUCACAGAUUGUGAUGCUCACAAAUCUAAAAGAGGGAGCAAAGACAAAGUGCACGCAGUAUUGGCCAGAAGAAAUGAAAGCCAGAGCUUUUGGAAACAUUAUUGUAAAAUCCAUUGAAGUAAAAGAAUACGCAUUCUAUAUCACUAGGAAGCUGUCUGUUUCACACAAGGAGCUUAAAAAGUCACGUGUUGUUACGCACUAUCAUUAUACCACUUGGCCUGACCAUGGUACACCAGAUCCGCUUUGUCUGGUAAUUUUUCAUGAUCACGUGACAAGAACACGAUCCAAUCAGAAGAAAUCACCAACUGUUGUCCAUUGCAGUGCGGGAAUAGGUCGAACAGGAACGUAUAUUGCACUGGAUGCCUUAUACAAGACUGGGAAAGCAUCGGGCAAAGUCAAUAUCGCAGAAUAUGUGAAGACCAUGAGGGCAAACAGAAUGAAUAUGGUUCAAACCUAUGAACAAUAUAUGACAAUUUUCCUGGCUCUGAACGAAGCUUUUAAAGCCCCAGUAGAAACACAGACUGUUUCAGAUUUCACGCAGAAAGCAGAAAAACUGAUGGGAGACACACCGGCCAACCAAGCUGCUAUAAGAAAGGAAUUUGAGUUAUUGAUGGAAGUUCGACCAGUUUAUACCCCAGCUGAUUAUAAAAUUGCCAGGCAACACAAUUCAGACAAAAACGGGAAAGCAAUAUUACCACUUGACAAGUACAGUUUGUACUUGACGUCUUCAAUUCCAAAGCGAGGCAGCUUCAUCAAUGCAAUUAACAUUUCUUCAUACACAAGAGAGGGCGCCUUCAUAGUGACGAAGUAUCCAACGACAGAGGACGCUGUCGACUUCCUGCGCCUGCUCAUUGAUCAUGAGUCUGAUAAUGUCAUCUGCAUGAAUCCUUUAAGUGAAAUUGAAUCGACUAAAGCGUGGAUGGCGGAUCCUACCUCUUCAAGAUCCGUCCCUCCAUUUACUGUACAGUACGAAACACAAGCAGAUACAGAUGUUAAGGCCACGACCUUAAAGAUUGUGAAAGAUGAGGAAACACAUACUGUAACCAUAGUAGAACCCAAAGGAUCUCUGAAGUCAACCGGAACGCCUCAUGACACAUCGUCUCUCAGAAGUUUAGUCUCAUUUGCUAAGAAUAUUUCGUCUGAAAGACCAAUCACCGUUGUCAGCAAAGAUGGGGCCACCUUGUGUGGUGUCCUCUGUUCUGUAUAUAAUGUGAUACAACAACUCACUAUGGAUGAAAAUGUUGACGUAUUUACUGCUGUCAGACUCUUACAGAAAAGAAGACCAGAAUUCUGUUCAACACAGGAAGAAUAUCUGUUGAUAUAUAGAGCUGUCUGUGAUCACAUUGAGACUACAUCAGAAAACGUGUACUACAACCAAUAAU
This is a messenger RNA of Saccostrea echinata, 3601 nucleotides long. Its product is annotated as receptor-type tyrosine-protein phosphatase T-like. The record is from RefSeq and is a predicted model, not a curated record. NCBI's taxonomy places the organism in Eukaryota, Metazoa, Mollusca, Bivalvia, Ostreida, Ostreidae. Gene Ontology annotation, biological process: protein dephosphorylation. The transcript has 28 exons. Gene Ontology annotation, molecular function: protein tyrosine phosphatase activity. Bases 1 to 3600 code for a protein of 1199 amino acids.